AUUUCUAGGGCUUUUUCAAAUCUGAUCGAAUCUUCCUCCUUCUCAUCUUCUCAAAUCUCAACAGAGUUUUUAUACGAAAUCAAUCCACCUUCAUUCCAAUCUUUUCCUCCACCCAAACAUGCCUCAGAGACACUCGAAGAACAAUAACGAUCUCGCCUUUUUCACCUACGACGAGAAGCGAAAGCUCGGAUAUGGAACGCAGAAGGAGCGGCUCGGCAAGGACUCCAUCAAGCCCUUCGACGUUUGCUGUCUCUGUUUGAAGCCAUUCAUCGACCCUUUGUGCUGCCAAAAAGGUCACGUCUUCUGCAAAGAGUGCAUACUCGAAUGCAUCUUGGCCCAGAAGAAAGACAUUCAAAGAAAGUCUGCAGCACAUGCUGCUCAGCAGAAGCAAGAAAACGAAGAGGCGGAAGAGAGACUGAUGCUGCAGAAGGCUAGGGAGAUUGAUGCUUUUGAUCAACAAAACCAUGGUGCGGUGCCCCAGUAUAACGAUAAAAGCUACAGCGUAGACAAGAAUGGAUUUCACGGGGCUAACAGUGUGAAGGCGACUUCCUACGAGGAGGAGGCACUACGGACAAUGAAAGCGUUUUGGCUGCCUUCUGCCACGCCUGAAGCUCCGGUAAAAGUUGAUGCCCCAUCCACGAGCACGGUUUGUCCCGAAGGAAAAGAGAAGCUCAAGCUGAAAAACCUGUUCUCUAUACACUUCACAGAGGAUACCAGUGAGCAGAAGAAAACCAGCUCUCUCGACAAGUCCUACAUCUGUCCAAGCUGUAAGGUCACUCUAACCAACACUCUGGCUCUCGUAGCCAUAAAUACAUGCGGCCACGUCUUCUGCAAAAAGUGUGCGAACAAAUUUGUUGUAGCGGACAAGGUCUGUUUGGUGUGUGACAGGCCGUGUAAAGACAGGAAUGUAGUGAACCUGGAGAAAGGAGGAACUGGGUUUGCUGCUCAUGGAGAUAAUCUUGAAGCAAAGGACUUCAAGCAUUUGGGAAGCGGAUCUGGAUUAGGCCUAGUGAGGCCUGCAAUGAAGACUUGAUACUACAGUAUGGUGGUGUUGCCAUUGUUAAAAUUAGAGCUCCCUUUUGGCUUUUGCUGUAACAUAAGUUUAUGUGUUUCAAGAUAUAUUCAUACCAACUACGAAUUCUUGCGUUUCCAGAUGUUAAUGCAUUUGCCUGUUCAAUUUGUGAUGCCAUUUUUGACUGUUGAAA
Ipomoea triloba (trilobed morning glory) is the source of this 1205-nucleotide messenger RNA. Its product is annotated as E3 ubiquitin-protein ligase CSU1. The record is from RefSeq and is a predicted model, not a curated record. NCBI's taxonomy places the organism in Eukaryota, Viridiplantae, Streptophyta, Magnoliopsida, Solanales, Convolvulaceae. The coding region runs from base 119 to 1033 and encodes 304 amino acids. Gene Ontology annotation, cellular component: nucleus. The transcript has 2 exons. Gene Ontology annotation, molecular function: ubiquitin protein ligase activity.